AUGCGGGACUUUACUCCCACUCCCAGCCCGGACAGCCGUGCUGACUCCCCCACUCGCGAGGAAAAGGCGAAGGCCUGUCAUAUCAUUGUUAAGGGUCAAAUCAAGGAAGAGAUCCUGAAGAGGGCUAGACGCACCUAUCCCAAAGUGCUUCCUCCUCCCAAGGAGCCGAUGCUAAUCUGCUACAUCUACUCAACUGGUGCAUACGCCAAAACCCGCAAUCCGCUCGCGUAUAUCUCCAGACCCACUACUCUCGGUCCGUCUGAGAUUGACUGUCUGUCCAAGUACCUUCGAUCUUUUGACUCCAGCCACCCUAGUAGCUACAUGAGACUUCACCUCAUCCAGCACGGGGAUCUUCACUACUUCUUGACCGCUGUAUUCUUUGGUUGGGACACUGACAAGGAAAUUGGGCCUCAGCCUGUCCUUCGUGAGCGAGUCCUCACCGACUAUGCUUUCCGUGCUGGCCUUCUAAACCAUGACAUCGGCCCCAUCAUCAACAAGGAUGGACUCCUUGAUGAGUCUGGACGCCGCUUGUGGGACUAUGCCUACAUGGCUUUCAAGGUCGACCACAUUACCCUGGAGUGGCGGGUCUCUUGGGUGGAUCGUAACGGCAACGCUGUUGAACGCGAUGACGUGGACCUCUUCGGCUGGCUUGACUACAAAGCCGCUGUCAAGGAAACCAUCAAGAACUUCGACAAAAAGCAAAACCAGCGAAUCAUGGCCUACAACUAG
Messenger RNA from Fusarium redolens, 729 nucleotides. RefSeq lists its product as uncharacterized. The transcript has 2 exons. The record is from RefSeq and is a predicted model, not a curated record. Lineage: Eukaryota; Fungi; Ascomycota; Sordariomycetes; Hypocreales; Nectriaceae. Bases 1 to 729 code for a protein of 242 amino acids.